AUAAAGUACCUUUCAGCGUGCGCUCACAGUUAAUGUAACGCGCGCAGUGCGCAGCGGUUAGCUGGUUCCGUCAAUUCUACAUUAGGUGAAGGGUAAAGGGGCCGAUUGGAAUAGCAUAGCAAGCAGCAGUUGGUGCCGAGAUGUGGCCGAGAACGGCCGCGUUGCUGCUGAUUUUGAAGCUUGUGUCACGCUGCCAUUGCACCAGCAAUGCUCGUCCACAAGUUUUGACGCCACUCGGCCCAAUUGAAGGUGUGUGGAUGACCUCGGAAUUAGGCACCAGUUAUGCUGCAUUCCUGGGAGUCCCCUUCGCGCAACCACCACUCGGAAAGCUUAGGUUUCAAUUGGCUCAACCGGUGCAGCCGUGGAAAGGAAUAUGGGAUGCAAGUACAAUCGCGCCUCAGUGUCUCACUUGGGAUCACCGAAUGCACCCAAUGGACAACCAGGCCAUAAAGGGCUACGAAGACUGUCUCUACCUCAACAUAUACAGUCCAGUCAAAAAGGAGGACAAAAAAGCGCCGGUGGUUGUUUUCAUCCAUGCGGGCGCCUUUAUGUUUGGAACAAGCAACCAAUAUGGCGCAAAAUUUUUGGCCGAUAGAGGAGUUGUUUUAGUCACGAUUAACUACCGCGUUGGGCCUUUAGGUUUCUUGAGUUUUGGCGACGACGUUUUGCCUGGCAAUAAUGGCUUAAAGGAUCAGGUCGAAGCCCUGAGAUGGGUUAAGAGGCACAUAGAGCUAUUUGGAGGUGAUCCGGACAAUGUGACUCUCGUGGGUCUCUCUGCUGGCGGCUCCAGCGUCCACUUCCACUACCUUUCGCCGCUCAGCAGAGGCCUAUUCAGUCAAGGAGUUUCGAUGAGCGGCACUGCCAUGUGCAGAUGGGCUUUGGCGGAGAACAUGAGGGAAAAGUCGUUGCAAAUUGCAACCUCUCUAGGCUGCGGGCAAAAUGACUCGCGGCAAAUUUUGGACUGUUUGCGUGAAAGGCCGGCUCAGAACAUCGUUGCGCAAGUGGAGCACCUCCAAGUUUGGCAAUACACCCCCUUUUCGCCGCUAGGGCCAGUGGUUGAAGGAAAUUCCAAUGCCGCUUUUCUUCCUGAAGCGCCCAUUAAAAUGCUGGAGUCGGGAAACUUUGCGCAUCUGCCAUGGGUGACGGGAGUCACUGGCGCCGAAGGGUUGUACCCGUCUGCCACUUUUGUGGCCAAAGAGCACGAAAUUGCAAAGUUUGACGCUGAAUUUGAUAGGCUGGCACCAUUCCUUCUCGACUUCAAUUACACUGUGGCCUCUGGAGAGCAAAUGGCUUCAGUCGUAAACGCAAUCAGGACCGAGUACUUUGGGCAGGACAAGAUUGACUCGUCUAAAGUACGGCAAAUAGUUCAGAUGAUUUCAGAUCGUCUGUUUCUGGUGGACGCACAAAAAGCGGCAGAGGUGCAGGCAGCCUCUUCAAAAGCACCAGUUUGGUUUUAUUAUUUCACCUUUCGAGGCGAACACAGCCUGAGCGAUCUCAUGACCGGCACCAAAAACGAUUAUGGUGCCAGUCACGCUGAUGAUGUUUCUUAUUUUUUGAACGUGACUUUUAUUCCGCAAGAGAAGCCGCGGACAGGCGCCGACGCUCAAGUUCAAACACAAAUGCUGGACAUUUGGACCUCUUUUGUCAAAUCAGGCAAUCCGGCGGAAGGCAUUGUUUGGGAAAAAGUGGAGCCGCAGGGGCCACUGAAGUACUUACUUGUUGAUGCAGCUCCUUCAAAAAUGGCCCAGACAGAUGACCUGGGCAAUGGAAAAUUCUGGCAGUCGCUCCCAUUCCAAGAGGAAGAUCAAAGGACAGCUUCCUCAUUUUCACAAUCCAUUAAGGAUGAACUGUAAAAAAAAAAUACAAAAUA
Molecule: messenger RNA, 1870 nt
Organism: Neocloeon triangulifer
Lineage: Eukaryota; Metazoa; Arthropoda; Insecta; Ephemeroptera; Baetidae
Product: venom carboxylesterase-6-like
Exons: 11
Coding region: 141-1853 (570 amino acids)
Source: RefSeq, a predicted model, not a curated record